Messenger RNA from Culex pipiens pallens (northern house mosquito), 1037 nucleotides. Its product is annotated as collagenase-like. Lineage: Eukaryota; Metazoa; Arthropoda; Insecta; Diptera; Culicidae. Gene Ontology annotation, molecular function: serine-type endopeptidase activity. The transcript is spliced from 3 exons. Gene Ontology annotation, biological process: proteolysis. The record is from RefSeq and is a predicted model, not a curated record. Bases 39 to 950 code for a protein of 303 amino acids.
ACAGUAGUUAAAGAAAACCCAUUGAGUGAACAAUUAAAAUGAAACAGUUUCGCGCCCUUCUGGUGCUUUCGGUGACGGUGGCAAUUGCUUCCGCCUUACAAAGCUCAGAGUUGGAUCCGAAAACGAUCGACUGGAGCAAGGUUAGAACGCUGCAGGAAACUGACAAGUAUCGUGCCAGAUUAGGAUUGGCUCCACUGAGUGACGAUGAAAUUCGCUCAUCGCGUAUCUCUGGUGGAACAGUCGCGACUCCUACCGAUGUCCCAUGGGCGGCAGGAGUGUUGAUUCACGGUGGAACUUCUGGACACAGCUUCUGUAGUGGUGUGCUUAUUUCUCCUCGAUAUGUAUUGACCGCUGCCGUGUGCAUCUCUGGAGAAGAAACAAUGACCGUCGCUCUGAACGCUGCCAACAUGGCCAACAUCGGCACUCUGAUCAGUGUGUCCCACAUCCUGUCGCAUCCGAACUACAGCUGGCUUCUGGGUAGAGAUGACAUAGCUAUUCUAACGCUAAGUCGUGAAGCGCCCAUCGAUGGGUUGACGAUUCAGCCCGUGCAGAUGCCGCGUCGUUCGGAUGUUGGCAAGUCGUUUGUCGAUUGGAUGGCUACUACCUCGGGUUGGGGCAACACCGGAAAUAGAGAUAACGAAUCGAUUCCGACGCAGUUCCUGCAGUUUGCCGUAGACUCCGUAACAUCUAAUCUGUUGUGUCAAUUGUCGUACACGUGGAUUAGAAGCACUCACAUUUGUGUCGCUACCAACAACGGUGGACCGUGCAAUGGUGACGAAGGUGGUCCGGUAACGGUUCGGGAAGCUGGAAGAACAUACCUCAUCGGAAUACAUAGCUUCCAUUUCAACGGAAUCCGCGGUUGCGACCGAGGACGAUCUGCCGUGCAUACCCGCAUUACGGAAUAUCUGGACUGGAUCGAAGAGAACACGGAUGUCAUCAUUCCUAUGUAAUUUUUAACAACAUAAAACUUACUUUACAUAUACAAAUUUACUGCUCAAUAAAUUAUUGCAAAAUUUCAAAUGACAUUGAGAUGGAAA